This is a messenger RNA of Larimichthys crocea (large yellow croaker), 1062 nucleotides long. It is a transcript of the gene atp5pb, whose product is annotated as ATP synthase peripheral stalk-membrane subunit b. Lineage: Eukaryota; Metazoa; Chordata; Actinopteri; Sciaenidae. Gene Ontology annotation, molecular function: proton-transporting ATP synthase activity, rotational mechanism. The coding region runs from base 125 to 877 and encodes 250 amino acids. The record is from RefSeq and is a predicted model, not a curated record. The transcript has 7 exons. Gene Ontology annotation, biological process: proton motive force-driven ATP synthesis.
CUCGCGAUAUCCCAGAGCGUCAUCUCGUGUCUCCGCCAUCCUUGCAGCUCUUUGCAGAAGGGCACGGAGAGGCCGAAACAAGGUGCCCCAGUGUAGAGACUACUUGGCUCUUCAUCCUUCAAACAUGCUGUCCAGGCUCGUCUUUGUCUCAGCCAAUGCCCUGAAGAGCAGCGGCGCCCUUGGAGCUGGUCUGGUCCAGGCAUCGCGCUCCCUGCACACAUCAUCCCAGAGUCUGGCCCCAGUGCCCCCUCUACCAGAGACGGGAGGCAAAGUCCGUUAUGGUCUGUUCCCAGAGGAGCUUUUCCAGCUCCUGUACCCCAAAACUGGAGUGACAGGACCCUACAUGCUGGGCACUGGCCUCCUCGUCUACUUGCUUUCCAAGGAAAUCUACGUCAUUAACCAUGAGACCUUCGUUGCCGCCUCCAUAGCUGCUGUCGUCGUCUAUGGCAUCAAGAAAUUUGGUCCAGGUGUUGCAGCUUUUGCUGACAAACUGAACGAAGACAAAAUGGCUAAGGCUCAGGAGGUGAAGGACCUCGCCAUGGCCAGCCUGACUCAGGGCAUUGAAAAUGAGAAGAAAGAACAGUGGAGAGUAGAGGGAAGAUCAAUGCUCUUUGACGCUAAGAGGAACAAUGUGGCCAUGCUGUUGGAGACCAACUACAGAGAGAGGCUACACAUGGUGACCAACGAGGUGAAGAGGCGCUUGGACUACCAGAUCGCCCUGCAGGACCUCCACCGCCGGAUGGAGCAAGAGCACAUGGUCAACUGGGUGGAGAAGAGUGUUGUAAGCAGCAUCACACCUCAGCAGGAGAAGGAGAGCAUCGCCAAGUGUAUCGCAGACUUGAAGGCUCUGGCCAAGACCGCUCAAGCUCGAGCUUAAACUGUCAAGUCUUCAGAGAAGGCUUCUCCAACCCCCCAACUCAUUGUCUGAUGACGAGACACUCACUUUUCUUUACAGAAUAAAAUAUUUCCUCUUCAAAGAUUGUCUCUGUCAAUAUUAUGGGUGUGUACAGUAUUUACACGUCAGCUGAUGGUAAAAUAAAUGCUUCUCUUAUUCAUCUUAAA